GCAACCAAAAAGCAAAUCAGGACUAAAAGCUGGAAACGCCAGAAAUUAUUGUUGAGAUAUAAAGUUAUUUAAUUUUGAUUACAACCAGCAAACUUAAAAUCAAUGAACAACCAGCGAAUCAUGUUUGCAGUUUUUAAUGAUAGUAGACUAUGAUGCCAAAACAACUGCAAGUUCGUUAUGUGUUUGCCGUGUUUGCAUUUAUGGGAACCUUCAAUCUUUACGCUCUACGUCUUAAUCUCAGCGUCGCGAUAGUUGAUAUGGUCGAUUUUGACAAUGAAAGGUCAGGAAAUAUAUCAAAUAUUGGUUCGUACAACGAAACAAACAUGACAAUAACUGAAACAACUACUGUCCAAGAUUAUCCGUCGGAAGGAAAUAAGUUCAUUUGGAAUGAAAAUCAACAAGGAUUGCUUCUUAGUGCAUACUUUUAUGGAUACAUGGUAACGCAGGUUCCUGGAGCUUAUCUCGGAAGAAUAUUUGGACGAGUUCGAGUUUUGGGAGGAUGUGUUGUCGGUUCAUCAACAUUGACGUUACUUUUUCCUGUUGUAGCUAAAAACCUGGAACUCGGAUCCGUAGUCGCAAUUCGUGUGCUUAUAGGAGUAUUAUCGGGCGUGACAAUGCCCAUCCUAUUUGCAACAACUUCAGCUUGGGCACCUUUGUCUGAAAGAAGCAAAUUGAUAUCGAUAUUGUUCGCAGGAAUUCCUACCGGGACUUGCAUCAUUCUCCCAGUAGCAGGUUUGCUCGCAGAUGCUUAUGGUUGGGAAUCGGUGUUUUACGCGACCGGUUUGUUUGGGUUAUUGUGGGCAAUACCGUGGCUCAUUUUCAUUUACGAUUCUCCCCAAGAUCACCCGCGAGUUUCAGCUGUAGAAAAACGAUUAAUUAUGGGAUCAAAAGAUGAGAUGAUACAAGAUAAGAAACAUAAGCGUCCCGUUCCUUGGCUUUCAAUGAUAACGUCAGGAGCAUGGGCUUGUCUGGCAUUCACCCAUUUUUCAAGUUUGUUUGGAAAAUAUCUGUUGAUGACAAUGUUGCCAAGUUAUUUGAAGACCGUAUUGAACUUCAAUGUUAAAGCGAGUGGUGUUUUGAGUUCCAUUCCAUUUAUGCUUGGUGCACUGUUGCUCUUUGUCUCUGGACCACUGGCGGAUUGCCUCAUCGCAAAGGAUAUUAAAUCAAUUUAUGUCAGAAAAUCACUAACUACAAUUGGGCUUUUGACAUCAAGCAUAUCAAUAAGUAUUGUCACUUACAUUGGACCAAGUGUACCAGCAGCCAUGACACUAUUCACUCUAUCAGUUGCCAUGGACUCGCUGGUGGUGCCAGGAUUUAAGGCAUGUAUUAUGGAAAUAACGCCAGAAUUCAGUGGAAUAGCUUAUGGUCUGAGUAACACGGUGUCAACGCUUAGUGGGAUAAUCGCUCCACAAAUAACAGGAUUUUUACGUCAGAAAUAUGAUGAAGAUCCAAUUACUGGAUGGAGAGUUUCAUUCUGGAUUGGUGGAGCUAUAUAUUUUCUUGGUGCAAUGGUUUUCUUAAUCUUUGGUACAAACAAGAAGCAACCGUGGUCUUAUGAGUCGGGUGAAGGAAACGAAAAAGGAAAAGAGGAAGAAUUGUGCGAAUUAAAUCCAAAAUAAUUGGGGAAACUGACAUCACAAUUUGAAAAGCGAAAUAACGCUACGAAUCUGUAUAUAUUUUACAUAUUUUCUAUGUGAUAGAUUUUGGUUUUCUUUUGUUGUUUCUGUCCAUGCAUUCUUUUGUUUUUUGCGCUCUCAUGCUAAAAAUGGAGCACCAAUAAGUCGUGGAAACGCCUAUUAUGAUUCAGUUGAAAAUGUCAAUUGUAUUGCUCGUAGCCUAAUGAAGUAUCUUCUCAUGCUCGAUCUGGAAUUUUUACAUUGUUUCGUUUUUUAAAUGCACAAGACGAGCAUAGUACAA
This is a messenger RNA of Styela clava, 1917 nucleotides long. NCBI's taxonomy places the organism in Eukaryota, Metazoa, Chordata, Ascidiacea, Stolidobranchia, Styelidae. The record is from RefSeq and is a predicted model, not a curated record.